AUGCCCCCUAAACGCUCAGAUGCAGGCCCGAGUAGCACACGCAGGAGGAAGAUGAAAGAAGGUGUUGGUGGUGGUGAUCAAAGCUUAGUGCCAGCGGCAACCGGGGGAACACCUCCUCUUCCUCUGCCGGCGGGGGCAACUGUUCGAUACUUCCCUCUCCAUCACCAGCCUCCUUUUACGUCCACAUGUCCACCUCAAACAACAGCCACCAGCCAACGGGUUUUCACUCUUCUUCAGUGUGUUGUGCAGGGGGAGCAUUUCAAAUGCGUCUUAGCGGAGAUGCAGCGGAGGCAAUACGAUGCGGUGGUGCACGAGGCGGAGGAGAAGGCCGCCAAGAAAGUCAAAGAGAAAGAGUUGGAACUCAACCAGGUGGCCCGCAAGAUCCUGGGCUAUGAACACAGGGAAGCCCUGUUCCAGAAGGAGAACCAGCUUCUGCAGAGCAAGCUCAAGUACUUGGAGGAUACGAAUGCUUCUCUGAGGGCGGCUCUCCAAGAGGCUCUCCUCCGGGGGGGUAAAGCGGAGGAGACUGGCGGGAGCUCGGAGGUCCAGCAAGAUGAGGCCGAGUCGUCCCACGUGGGCCGGCACCGGCUGGCGGAGGAGGUGGAGCCCAUCAAGUUGGCCUGUAGGGCCUGCGGGAAACGAGUCGCCACCGUGAUGACGUGGCCGUGUCGCCACGUUAGCACCUGCACCCGCUGCGAUGAGACCACCAAAGCCUGCCCAGUUUGUGGGUCCAUUAAGACCACCAGUGUUGAGGUGCGUCUUCCGUAG
This is a messenger RNA of Coffea arabica (coffee), 768 nucleotides long. The record is from RefSeq and is a predicted model, not a curated record. NCBI's taxonomy places the organism in Eukaryota, Viridiplantae, Streptophyta, Magnoliopsida, Gentianales, Rubiaceae.